Heterocephalus glaber (naked mole-rat) is the source of this 1644-nucleotide messenger RNA. The record is from RefSeq and is a predicted model, not a curated record. NCBI's taxonomy places the organism in Eukaryota, Metazoa, Chordata, Mammalia, Rodentia, Bathyergidae.
CCGGGGCGGUCGGGCGCUGUAGUCCUGUGUUCGUUGGACGGAGUUACCGUCCACUGCUGGACCACGAGUCCCAUGGUGCCCAGCGGAAACCGCGCAGACGCAGUGAAGCGGAGCCUAUUAGUCCCGGAGGCUAAGGAGCCUUGACUGGGUCGAGCGGCGUCUGGAGGGUCGCCUAGCGGGCUUGCGGAGAGGCGGAAGAGGGAGGUCGGCACCAUGUCGAGGCAAGCGAACCGUGGCACCGAGAGCAAGAAAAUGACUUACUCCUUUUACUGAAAACAUUUUACCUGUCAAGAGAAACAGUAUUUUUUCCUGUGCUGAGCUCUGAACUCUUCACCCUGACCUACGGAGCUCUUGUCACCCAGCUAUGCAAAGACUAUGAAAAUGAUGAAGAUGUGAAUAAACAGCUAGACAAAAUGGGCUAUAACAUAGGAGUCCGACUGAUUGAAGAUUUCUUGGCACGGUCAAAUGUUGGGAGAUGCCAUGACUUUCGGGAAACUGCAGAUGUCAUCGCCAAGGUGGCGUUCAAGAUGUACUUGGGCAUCACUCCAAGCAUCACUAACUGGAGCCCAGCUGGUGACGAAUUCUCCCUCAUUUUGGAAAAUAACCCCUUGGUGGACUUUGUGGAACUUCCUGAUAACCACUCAUCCCUUAUUUAUUCCAAUCUCUUGUGUGGGGUAUUGCGGGGAGCCUUGGAGAUGGUCCAGAUGGCAGUGGAGGCCAAGUUUGUCCAGGACACCCUGAAAGGAGACGGUGUAACAGAAAUCCGGAUGAGGUUCAUCAGGAGGAUUGAAGACAAUCUCCCAGCUGGAGAAGAAUGACCGUCCUUCCCAGGACUCGAGAGUAGCCAGCAAGAGCACUUGUUGGAGUCAGGAAGGCUCAGUGCCUUCUGCCUCUAGAACUCAGUGACUCUAACAUGGAUGUUAUAUGUUCUAACAUUGUUUCCAUUUUCCAUGCUAAUAAAGAGCAGACUGAUACAGUCCAUUUUCCCUACAAGUAUGCACAUUCGAAGGGGGAUUCUUUGUUCCCUUUCCCUUCAGAUGGGCUGGAUGUACUCAUCCUUGGUUGGACUAGAAAGAGCUCAAAGCAUUUUAUAUUUCUGCGUGACUUUUCCAAAGCAUACUUCCUUUGACCUGGUUAAGAGACAGGCCGGAGCUGGGCAUGGUGGCUCCCACCUGUAAUCCCAGCACUGUGGGAGGCUGAGGCAGGAGGGCCACAAGUUUGAGCCCACCCUGGGCAGUUUAGCAACUUAGUGAGGCCCUGCCUCAGAGUGAUAAAUAAAAAGGGCUGUGGGUGUAACUCUGUGAAGGCUCUGGUUUCAAUCCCCUGUACUGAAGAAAAAAAAAAGUGACAAGCCUGCCACAUUCACUCCUGAGUCUUCAUAAAGCUCUUGGCAAAUGGCUGUAGGGAAUCUGGGGCUUGGGGUUGAAGGGCUGGGAGAGGGUGGGUAGGAAUUAUUAGCUUUAGUGUGAUGCUCUGUAGAGUUUGGCAGGACAUGGGAGCCAGUCAUGUCGGAAACACCGGUUUCUGGGAAGCCACCCAGGUCUCAUUCCUUCCUGCUGUUUGGAGGUAAUAUCUCCUCUUUUUACAGAGGGUUCAUCCUUUUUUCUUACAAAUUCUUCAAUAAAGACACAUUCUUGAGUGGAA